AUAAGGGGAAAAAAGUUGUGUGUGUGCGUGCAAAAAAGGGAAAUUAUUGUUACCGCUCGCAAGUGAAAAUACUCGAGAGCCUAAGCUAAGCAACCGGGCAAAUGCGGCAGAUGCUCAAAGUCCCGCUGUUCUGCCUGCUGCUGGCGCUGCAGCUGCUGCUCGCGAAUCUGGCGGCAGCGCUCACAGUGGAUAAUCAGCUGGUCUCAGCGCGAAAUGACUGCUUCGAGCGGAUCGCUUUGGAGGCAAUGCUGCCAUUUGAGAAGACCUUCCGCACCGAAGACACCAACUCGCUGAAGAUGUGCAAGGAGAAGUGCCUGCAGGCGGGCGAGAAGUGUCAGGCCAUCUCGUUCGGUGUGCAUCGACGCGGAAACGGCACAUGUCAGUUGUCAUCGGAGCAAUAUGGAGGCGGCGGCGGGGGCAGCGGGCGCCCGGGCGGCGUCAUUUUCGAUCCCGACUUUGAUUUGUAUUCGCGCAAAACGAAUUGCUUUGAUCUGAGCGACAAUUCGAUUGGCGCACCGAGUCCCAUCAGCACGGGCGUAACGCCCGUGAAUCUGCCCAAUCGACCGCUCGAUGUGGGCAAUACGCCCGUGCUGGUUGUAGAUCCAACGCCGCACACCAAUCACCCCGAGGCGCCGCAGCCGGUGCCCACGCCGCCCGGUGUCGGGGAUCGCUUGUAUUUCUCCCACGAGAUUUAUCCACUGUACAAAUACCCGACGCUCUAUGAGCACAACUAUCCGGCGCCCAAUGAGGAGGUAUAUAUACCCGGCGGCUAUGCGGCCAAUGUGCCCGAGGUGGACGAGCGUUACCGGCCCUCCUAUGGCCCUAUGGAUGAGGAGGGCAUACGUCCCACGCCGCAUGGCCCGCCACGUCCCAUCUUUGGUCUGGGCUAUGGCAAUGGCUAUAGCUAUGGCACACCGGAGCGCUAUGCGCCCACGACUUUGCGUCCCGCGUCGGGCGAGCGUCCCAGCUAUGCGCCCAGACCGGAUUACGGCAGCGAACGACCCGAUUAUCCGCAUCCUUCGCCGGCUCGUCCCUUUGACAGCUCCACAUCACCUGGCUACGGACCACGGCCCACAUCCACCUAUGAUGGACCCGGUGAGCCGCGCCCAGACUAUACUAAUCGACCGGAUCCGCCGCAGCAUACAGCUCACGAUGGCGACGGCUAUGGACCUGGACCGGGCUCUUCGGCGCGCCCGCCUGCCUACGAUAGACCACCGUCCCCCCUGCCUCCUAGGGAUGAGUAUAUGCGUCGCAACGGCAGCGCGAUGCGACCAGAUGGUUACUAUGAUGACGAUAAGACCAUAGCCACCUAUUUCAAUCCCGAGGAUUAUGUGCACAAAAGUAAGAGCUAA
Molecule: messenger RNA, 1352 nt
Organism: Drosophila montana
Lineage: Eukaryota; Metazoa; Arthropoda; Insecta; Diptera; Drosophilidae
Exons: 3
Coding region: 102-1352 (416 amino acids)
Source: RefSeq, a predicted model, not a curated record